Molecule: messenger RNA, 2042 nt
Organism: Caenorhabditis auriculariae
Lineage: Eukaryota; Metazoa; Nematoda; Chromadorea; Rhabditida; Rhabditidae
Source: the annotation of a GenBank genome assembly
AUGCGACGGCAAUUCGCGUCGAGAAUGUAUUAUGCGAAUGACAAUAAAUUCACACUCAAAGGAGGCGACGUGAUAGGUGUAAACGCCUAAAGUGUUAUGAGUGGCGAAGAAGGUUUUUUCUUUUCCUUUUUUUCUUCUCUUCCCAAAGGCGUCGCUUGCGGACACACCCUCGCCGCGUCCCAACAUGGGUCAUGUUGUAAAUCAGCUAGCGCCUACAAACGGUGGAGGCCAACUCGUUCCAUAUUAGAACAAAUUGCGAGAGGACACAAACGGCAGAAGGAGGAACCACCCACCUACGGCCAGCCUCUUCUCCGGUCUCCGCCACGUCGUCUGUUGGCGUCGUCGUCCGGUCAUCUCAUGAACUACGACAAGCGAUAUUCGCCGGGAGCCAACGAUCGCUCCUACUCCAGGCAGCCGGCUCAACCUAAAAGUGGGCCUGAAGCUCGGUCAGCCUAUUAUGGUCGAGAAUAUCCACCUCUGAGGUCGCGCUCCCACACCAAUGUCGAUGCUGACUUCAACGAGCGCCAAAAUGGCGGGUUCUACGACAACCGCGCAUUGGACAGAUCUUCAAGGUUGGUUAACUUGUGUUGAUACAACUUUGGCUGGAGAAUCGAUUCGAAAAUGACUGUCCUUUCCAUCAGAGAUGAAUUUUUUAGUCGGUGAGCGAUCAUUGAGAAACAAGUUCAGCUGUGUCUCAUGGUCACUCGCCAACUAAACAGUUUUUCAACAUUUAUAUAGCUUCAUUAGGUUUCUACUGAAUCAUCGACUAUUAUGCAUGGGAAAAGAAAUUUAAAAGUGACUGUUGAAAUAAAAAACCCAUUUUCAGUAGAAUUUUUGUGAUCCAAGCUAACCAAACUGUGUCAUAGUUCAUUCAGCAUCGGCUUAAAAUAAUAUUUCAUUGCAGUCUUCACUAACGGAGCGCGUCGAUUUGAGUAAACAAUUCUAGGAUUUUUUGAAGUUUUGGAUGGUUUUUGUUUGAACAACAGCUUCCGAUACAUUUGAUGAAAUUAUGAGUUAUUUAAAAUUUAAUAACCCUCACUACUCUUUUUUUUUCUUUAAAUUUUGGAACUUUUUGAAACUUUUUUCGAAAGUUUGUCGGCUGUUUAUUGACCUACCCUUCAAAUUUCUUGUUUUUGGAAAUUGAACUUCUCAGAAAAGAGGAAUGGAAUGUUUUGAUCGCAUAGUCUAGCAGAGCCAUUCACUCUCAUUUUCACUUUGUUGUAAUUCGCAAAGAAAAAUGGAGUAAGAGUGAGUGAUGGUCAAAAAAAUGGAAAAAUAAUUGUAAACGAAAGAUAGUCAUAAAACAGACUUCUUUCAGAAGCAAAUCAUUGGACAAUCGCGAUGCUCUCCGAGAAGAAGUCAAUGAGGACAGAUACGGAGGGGGCGGUGCCGGCGUGAUCAUUCCAAUCAAGAGGGAGCCCGGAAGAUCCAGAACAUUCGACUACCGCGAGUCGCCAAUUUCUCGGCCGAGAGAAUUUGAGCAUCACCAAUCGUUUGAUCGGGACUUUGACUACCGCGAUAGACACAACAGAGAUUUUAACCGCGACUUCACUCGUCGUAGUGGCUAUGAAGACAACAGAAUCUCCAAGAACAGAGAUCCCUACUUUCCACAAGGAGGCGAAAGUCCAAAAUCGUACUCUUCAAAGCAGCUGGAGCAAGUCCGUCGUAACGUUGACUAUGGAUUGGAUCGCGGCUAUGCAGACGAUUUCGGAAGGGACGACUUCCGAGAAGCUGGAGGUCGAGGGACCAUUGCCACAAUCGGAGGAGGAGGAGGAGGAGGCGGAGGAGGUGGCGCCAACUAUCGCAGCGGCAGCCAUCACAGGUCCUGGCACGAAUCUUACGGUGGAGCACACGAUUCUUCUUUUGGUCCAAGCUCAGGCCGAGCUAUCACUCAUCAACCAGGACCUUAUCAGACCUCCACAGGCCGUCCAAUCAGACCUAUCCAACACCACCGAGUCCAAUGCUGCUGCUUCAACUUUGUGUGGCCUCCAUGGAGCGUUGAGUCAUCAGCUCCUCCGCAGCAAAUUUAUAGGAACAUUUGA